Polychytrium aggregatum is the source of this 912-nucleotide messenger RNA. RefSeq names its product mitochondrial carrier domain-containing protein. The transcript has 9 exons. Gene Ontology annotation, biological process: alpha-ketoglutarate transport; mitochondrial citrate transmembrane transport. The coding region runs from base 1 to 912 and encodes 303 amino acids. Gene Ontology annotation, molecular function: tricarboxylate secondary active transmembrane transporter activity. NCBI's taxonomy places the organism in Eukaryota, Fungi, Chytridiomycota, Chytridiomycetes, Polychytriales. Gene Ontology annotation, cellular component: mitochondrion. The record is from RefSeq and is a predicted model, not a curated record.
AUGUCUACAUCCAGCGCCCCUGCACCGGCUUCGGCUCCUGCUGUGAAGAGGAAGGCCUUGAGUUUCACCAACCUUGCCCUCGGCGCCGGUCUCACGAUCUUCGAGGCCUCAACGCUUGGCCAACCCUUUGAGGUCGUCAAGACUCACAUGGCUGCCAAUCGCGGCGACAACAUGCUCACGGCCAUCUCAAAGACCUUCAAGCGCGGCGGCAUCCUCGGCUUCUACCAGGGUCUGAUUCCGUGGGCUUGGAUCGAGGGCUCCACUAAAGGCGCUGUCUUGCUGUUUACUGCCAGUGAACUCGAGUACCAGGUUCUAUCGAAAGGAGGAUCUGCCACGGCUGCUGGCAUCAUCGGUGGCAUGGGUGGUGGCAUCGCGCAGGCGUACACCACCAUGGGUUUUUGCACCUUUAUGAAAACGGUCGAGGUAACUCGCAGCAAGGACGUUGGCGUGGCCCGAGAGAUCUUUGCCCGUGAGGGAUUCGCUGGUAUCAACAAAGGCGUAAACGCAGUGGCCCUCCGCCAAUGCACCAACUGGGGCUCGCGCUUCGGCAUCAGUCGGAUUGUCGAGGAUGUGUUCAUGCGAGCCCGCGACGACCGAAGCAAGCCGCUGUCUUCGGCCGAGAAAGUUCUUGCAAGUGCCGUAGGAGGCGCCCUCAGCUGCUGGAAUCAGCCUCUGGAAGUCAUCCGUGUCGAGAUGCAGAGCCAGAUCAAGACCGAAGGGCGCCCAGAGAAGCUGACGAUUGCCACUGCAGCCAAGUGGAUCUACAAGAACAAUGGUCUCAAAGGCUUUUACCGUGGUGUCACCCCCCGUGUCGGUCUCGGCAUCUGGCAAACGGUUUGCAUCGUUUUUGGCGGUGAUCAGCUCAAGGCUUAUGUCGCCUCAUACCAGAAGCAGAAGAAGGCCGCUCAAUAG